Messenger RNA from Pararge aegeria (speckled wood butterfly), 1194 nucleotides. It is a transcript of the gene dbe, whose product is annotated as KRR1 small subunit processome component homolog. Bases 107 to 1141 code for a protein of 344 amino acids. Gene Ontology annotation, molecular function: RNA binding. The transcript has a single exon. Lineage: Eukaryota; Metazoa; Arthropoda; Insecta; Lepidoptera; Nymphalidae. The record is from RefSeq and is a predicted model, not a curated record. Gene Ontology annotation, cellular component: small-subunit processome; nucleolus.
CAUAGCAUAGCUGUCAAAGUAAGAAAACAAGGAUUAACCAAGAAAUAAACAGAAAUUAAUAUUUCAAUUUGUAAUUAAAAUUGUUUUCGGCAAUUGAAGUUCCACUAUGGAAAAUCUUACAAAUGAUGAAGAGCAACAAGAAAUUGGCCCAGUUGAAAAUGCUUGGGCGAUUAAAACACCUAAGUUUACGGCAGAGGACAAUCCACAUGGUCUUUUAGAAGAAAGUAAAUUUGCUACUUUAUUUCCGAAAUAUCGCGAACAAUAUUUAAAAGAGUGCUGGCCUUUGGUCCAAAAGGUGUUAAAAGAACAUCACCUAAUUGCUGACUUGGAUCUUAUAGAGGGAAGUUUAACAGUCAAAACAACAAGAAAAACUUGGGACCCUUAUAUCAUUAUUAAGGCCAGGGAUUUCAUGAAAUUGCUUUCACGAAGUGUUCCAUUUGAACAAGCAGUUAGGGUCUUAGACGAUGAAAUAGGUAGUGAUAUAAUAAAAAUUAAUUCAUUUGUCAGAAAGAAAGAAACCUUCCUUAAAAGGCGCCAACGUCUAAUAGGUCCAAAUGGUGUUACACUUAAAUCAAUUGAACUACUUACCGAAUGCUAUGUUCUAGUACAAGGCAAUACAGUGUCAGCUGUUGGACCAUACAAGGGAUUAGUACAGGUGAGACGAAUAUGUGAAGAUACUAUGAAAAAUAUACAUCCAAUGUACAAUAUUAAAAGCCUCAUGAUUAAAAGAGAGUUGAUGAAGGAUUCAAGACUCAAAAAUGAAAGCUGGGACAGAUUUCUACCAAAAUUCAAAAGUAAAAAUGUCCCUAGGAAACAACCUAAAAAUAAAAUUAAAAAGAAACCAUACACACCAUUCCCACCACCUCAAUCUGAAAGUAAAAUUGAUAGAGAGUUGGCUACAGGUGAAUAUUUUCUUAAAGAUGAACAAAAGAAAGCAAAACGUCUAUAUGGCAAAGAUGAAAAACAAAUGCAAGUUAAGAAAGCUAGAGAGGAAGAAAGGAAAAAGGACUUUGUACCCCCUGAGGAAAAAGCGGCCACUGCACCUAAACAUGCAGAAGGGUUGCCAAUUAAUAUUGAUCAAUUUAAAGCCAAAAUGAAAAAAGUUUCAAAACAAAACAAAUCUUUUAAUAAAAAACAAUAGUAUAAAUAUUGUGUUCACUUAAUAAUCAAUUUAAUAAAAUAUCUCCAUUAAAA